AUGAAAGCUCUCAUCGUCAUUCUAGCUUUGAGUAGCUAUGUCGCGGCAACCGUUAUGAACUCUUUAGAGGCUCCAUCCACUGCACCAGCCUUGUUACCCCGACAAUCAGCCCAAUUUGGAACGCUUGGCUGGUACUCACUUAGCCAAACUGCUAGCUCAACCAUCUUGUCAUCACAUACGGCAGUUACUAUAAAUUCUGUCACGCGACGAGCUCAUUAUCUUGCCCACAAUGGACGGGGUGUUCCUCAGGGUACAUGCUUGGUGCUUCAACAGAUUCUUAUUGGCACGGACAUUUACCAAAUAAACCCGACUGACUCUAGAACUGCGGAACAACUGGUGUUACCAAGUACGACGACGUCAACAAGGCUAACGGCAUCUCUAACCCCAACUGCAACCUCGAAUCCUACCUCAAUCACCCAGACCGAGAGAAGCACACAGACCGUACCAGCACCCCCUCCAUCAUCCACUUCACCACCUUCAUCCCCUGGACAAAGCACGAAGAACACGGGAAUCAUCGUAGGCGGCGUAAUUGGGGGAAUCGUAGCCGUAGGUGCCAUUGGAAUCAUCGCACUUUUGAUCCUCCGCCGUGGGCGAGGACAACCUAUUGUUGGGGUGACAUACCCUCCGUCUCAAGAAUAUGGUAUGCCGCCGGUGCCGGAUAAGACUUCAGUGGCUCUGGCCCCAGGGUGCAAUCCGCACGCCUCCAUUAACCACUCAACGACCUCGGUGACGGCGAGCCCGGCGCCACUAGGGUAUUUAUGA
Messenger RNA from Lindgomyces ingoldianus, 762 nucleotides. RefSeq lists its product as uncharacterized. The transcript has 5 exons. The record is from RefSeq and is a predicted model, not a curated record. The coding region runs from base 1 to 762 and encodes 253 amino acids. NCBI's taxonomy places the organism in Eukaryota, Fungi, Ascomycota, Dothideomycetes, Pleosporales, Lindgomycetaceae.